Molecule: messenger RNA, 989 nt
Organism: Neodiprion fabricii
Lineage: Eukaryota; Metazoa; Arthropoda; Insecta; Hymenoptera; Diprionidae
Gene: Pet117
Product: protein PET117 homolog, mitochondrial
Exons: 2
Coding region: 124-354 (76 amino acids)
Biological process (GO): mitochondrial respiratory chain complex IV assembly
Cellular component (GO): mitochondrion
Source: RefSeq, a predicted model, not a curated record
UCGCUACAAGUAGGUAGUUUGUCGAUAGUGGUCAAUAAUUCAAUACAUACUGGGAUACGAUGUCUUCUGCAGUUUACUUCAUGUUUCUUCAAUAACUGGUAACGAAUAAGUAAUGUUUCUAAAAUGACGUCAUUGUCAAGAGCAGUCUUAGGCUCGUGCUGCGCAAUAUCUUUGGGGAUUAUCGGUUACGUGCAUUAUGCCCAGUUCAUGGAAAGGGAGGAACUUCACGCGGGUGUUAUACGUGACUGGGAAAAACAGGAGCGUAUGAAGAGAAAGAACACUUAUGCACUUUCACGCCAAAUGGAUAUUGCCAAAGAAUUGCGCAAAGAAGAGUUAACGCGGCAUGAAACAUGAUUAUGUUGUAGCGAGUAGAUACAAUUAUACAUGGAUGCGGAUAAUUUUCUGCCCAUCCUUUUGACUAUACCACUGUUGUUUUUUUUGUCGAUUACACAACCUAAGAAUCGCGUGCGUAUUGCAUAUUGCCAGUGUAUCGGCGCUGUACGCUUGCAUUUCUAGUGGGAUAAAUCAUAUGAAGAACAUAAGAUUCAGGGCACCGUUUUCUGGGUAUACGUCAAAUUGGAAAAAAAUAUAGUCAAAUGUUUCGAUUUUUAUAGAAACUUCGAAGAGGGUAAACUUAUUUAAACGGUGUUAAAAAAAAAAUUUUCAAGCAAAAAGAUGUAAUUUAAUUGUUUGAUUAGCUAUCACAAUUUUGUAGUUUGUAUCUGGGCAUCGAAUAAAUUGUUUCGUUUUCUUUACAAAUAUUGAUCUGUAUACAUGUCUAGAAAUAACUGUAAUCAAUUACGGUAAUCUGUUGACUUUUCCCCGCAAAAAACAAUCAUUAAAACCGUGUACGGCUCUUCGCGCGAGCUGAUGUGAGCUAUAAAAUAAGCACACAUUGUAAGUUAUAUACGACUGUGUACAUAUAGACUACUCACGUAGUCAGGAGCCGCUUUCAUCGUAGAUUUUAAAUAAAACAUUUGAAAAACCUA